AUAAGAUGAGGAAAUUCAGAUACAAAGACCCUCACAUGGUAUGUUACUGCUUCAGCCCCCAGAGCCAAGAAGGCUUUAUGAACCACCAAGAGAGUAACUCCUUAGGAUUCUACCAUCAGAUAUAAGAGAUGGGGGUGGGAACGGCACGGCAAAUCUGCCCUGUCCCCUCCCUCCUUCAAAGGCAGUGAAGGCUGGUCGUUUCACACCAACCUGGGUACCAAGCCUCCUGCUGACACAUGGCAACUGUGUGACCUUGACUGAGUCACUUAACCCCUUGAGGUGUCUAUUUCCCUGUCUGCAUAAAGGGUCUGAUGGUAGAACCGUCUUCUUUGCAGGACUGUCUCGUGCUGUGUGUGUGUGUGGUAAGCAGAGACCUCGCUACCAUUGAAGGGCUGCUUGUUCCUGCCUCCUCCUGGCUCAGCCCUGUUCACCAUCUUCCCGUUCAGGGGCACUCCCCUUCGUUCAACCCGUGUUCCUUUCUCACUCCACUCAUGGGUUUACUGCAGGAUUUUGCAAGGAGAAAGUUGGGAAGUACUUUAGGCAGCUUGAGCCAAGCCACUGGUGGCCAGGAAAGAGAGGAAGAGUAAGGGAAAAAGAGUAAGAGACAGAGAGAGACAGUGAGAGAAAGAGACAUCGACAGAGACAGGAGGAGAGAUAGAAGAAGAGAGAAGGGAGAGGGAUGGGCAGAGAAAGCCAGAAACAGACAAAAAGUAACACGGAGACCAGCAGACAGAGAAACGUGUGUGUCAGCCACAUAUCCAAAGACAGGAAAGAAACAGACCCAAGGAGUAGGAGGGGGAGGGAACGGAGAUGUUGAGAGGGCCAGUCGUGUGCACAGGCCUUGCUCAGGACGGGUCUCCGCCCUCAGGGCGGCCUUUCAUCCCUUCCCUAGAAUCCUUAAAUCCUCUCUCUCUCGGAGCCCUCUGCGUCUGUCACUGAACCGACAGCGGCUGGCGGAGCUGGCUCGGCCAACAUUUAUAUAUUGCGCACCUCCCCUGUCCCCAAGGACUGUGGGGCUCCCUCUUCUUUCCCCCGACCCGGGUCCUUUCUCUGCUCCACGAUCAGAGCGUGCUCCCCGUCUGUUCCCGUCCCCGCCCCGUCCUCCUCCUGCAGCCCCCAAGCCGAUGGCCGGGGUCCCGGCGCUGCUGCAGCUGCUGCUGGCGCUGGCGCAGGCGGGAGUGGUGGGCGCCGCGGGCUCCGUGCGCCUGGCGGGCGGCCUCACGCUGGGCGGACUGUUCCCGGUGCACGCUCGCGGCGCGGCGGGCAGGGCGUGCGGGCAGCUGAAGAAGGAGCAGGGCGUGCACCGGCUCGAGGCCAUGCUGUACGCCCUGGACCGCGUGAACGCCGACCCCGAGCUGCUGCCCGGGGUGCGCCUGGGCGCCAGGCUGCUCGACACCUGCUCGCGGGACACGUACGCGCUGGAGCAGGCGCUGAGCUUCGUGCAGGCGCUGAUCCGCGGCCGCGACGGCGAAGAGGCUGCCGUGCGCUGCCCCGGCGGGGUCCCCCCGCUGCGCACCGCGCCCCCGGAGCGCGUGGUGGCUGUCGUGGGCGCCUCGGCCAGCUCUGUCUCCAUCAUGGUCGCCAACGUGCUGCGCCUAUUCGCGAUCCCCCAGAUCAGCUACGCUUCCACGGCCCCUGAGCUCAGCGACGCCACACGCUAUGACUUCUUCUCCCGCGUGGUGCCUCCUGACUCCUACCAGGCCCAGGCCAUGGUGGACAUAGUGCGGGCAUUGGGAUGGAACUACGUGUCCACGCUGGCCUCUGAGGGCAACUAUGGCGAGAGUGGGGUUGAGGCUUUUGUGCAGAUCUCUCGAGAGGCUGGGGGGGUCUGUAUUGCCCAGUCCAUCAAGAUUCCCAGGGAACCCAAACCAGGAGAAUUCAAUAAAGUGAUCAAGAGACUCAUGGAGACACCGAACGCCCGGGGCAUCAUCAUCUUCGCCAACGAGGAUGACAUCAGGAGGGUUCUGGAGGCUGCACGCCAGGCCAACCUGACUGGCCACUUCCUGUGGGUUGGCUCAGACAGCUGGGGAGCCAAGAUCUCACCCGUCCUGAACCUGGAGGAUGUGGCCGUGGGAGCUAUCACCAUCCUGCCCAAAAGGGCUUCCAUUGAUGGAUUUGACCAGUACUUCAUGACUCGAUCCUUGGAGAACAACCGCCGAAACAUCUGGUUUGCUGAGUUCUGGGAAGAGAAUUUUAACUGCAAACUGACUAGCUCAGGUACCCAGUCUGACGAUUCCACCCGCAAAUGCACAGGUGAGGAACGCAUCGGCCGGGACUCUGCCUACGAGCAGGAAGGGAAGGUGCAGUUUGUGAUUGAUGCUGUGUACGCCAUUGCCCACGCCCUCCACAGCAUGCACCAGGCUCUCUGUCCCGGGCACACAGGCCUGUGCCCAGCAAUGGAGCCCACUGAUGGUCGGACACUGCUGCAGUAUAUUCGAGCUGUGCGUUUCAAUGGCAGCGCAGGAACCCCUGUGAUGUUCAAUGAGAAUGGGGACGCGCCUGGGCGAUACGACAUCUUCCAGUACCAGGCGACCAAUGGCAGUGCAGGCAGCGGCAGCUACCAGGCGGUGGGCCAGUGGGCGGAGACCCUCAGGCUGGAUGUGGAAGCCCUGCAGUGGUCAGGAGACCCCCGAGAGGUGCCCGAGUCUCUGUGCAGCCUCCCCUGUGGGCCGGGGGAGCGGAAAAAGAUGGUGAAGGGCGUCCCCUGCUGUUGGCACUGCGAGGCCUGCGACGGGUACCGCUUCCAGGUGGACGAGUUCACUUGCGAGGCCUGCCCAGGGCACAUGAGGCCCACGCGCAACCACACGGGCUGCCGCCCCACGCCGGUGGUCCGCCUCUCCUGGUCCUCGCCCUGGGCAGCCCCGCCCCUCCUCUUGGCCGUGCUGGGCAUCAUGGCCACCACCACGGUGGUGGCCACCUUUGUGCGGCACAACAACACACCCAUCGUCCGCGCCUCUGGCCGUGAGCUCAGCUACGUCCUCCUCACCGGCAUCUUCCUCAUCUAUGCCAUCACCUUCCUCAUGGUGGCUGAGCCCGGAGCGGCGGUCUGCGCCACCCGCAGGCUCUUCCUCGGCCUCGGCACCUCCCUCAGCUACUCGGCCCUGCUCACCAAGACCAACCGCAUCUACCGCAUCUUUGAGCAAGGGAAGCGCUCCGUCACGCCUCCGCCCUUCAUCAGCCCCACGUCGCAGCUCGUCAUCACCUUCAGCCUCACUUCCGUGCAGGUGGUCGGAGUGUUGGCUUGGCUGGGGGCCCAGCCCCCGCACAGUGUGAUUGACUACGAAGAGCAGCGGACGGCGGACCCAGAACAGGCCAGAGGCGUGCUCAAGUGUGACAUGUCCGAUCUGUCCCUCAUUGGUUGCUUGGGCUACAGCCUCUUGCUCAUGGUCACGUGCACCGUGUACGCCAUCAAGGCCCGUGGCGUGCCCGAGACCUUCAACGAGGCCAAGCCCAUUGGCUUCACCAUGUACACCACCUGUAUCAUCUGGCUGGCCUUUGUGCCUAUCUUCUUUGGCACUGCCCAAUCUGCUGAAAAGAUCUACAUCCAAACCACGACACUGACUGUGUCCUUAAGCCUGAGCGCGUCCGUGUCCCUCGGCAUGCUCUAUGUACCCAAGACCUACGUCAUCCUCUUCCACCCGGAGCAGAACGUGCAGAAGCGGAAACGGAGCCUCAAGACGACCUCCACAGUGGCAGCCCCACCCAAGGGUGAGGACACAGAGGCCCCAAGUAGCAAGUAGAGGAAGAAUGGGACGCCUGCUCCCCCUCCUCUGUUGUCUUUGUUUCCUUGCUUCAUAAUGGAAGCUGUGAAGAGUCCAGGUCUACAGUGAGCAAUCAGGGUGGGGAGUCCACAAAGGCCAGGCCUAGCAAGAUGGAACUGGGCUGGACCCACAUGACACAUUUCAGCCCCGUUUUUCUGUGGGUCUUGGCUUCAUGCUUCCAUCUUGCCAAGAACAGGCACUGAGAGACUCCUCUUCUGGAGAGGGAUUAAACUUAUAUUCACUGGUUUGAAGUCAGAGAUCGUGGUGAAGCCUUGGGCUUGGCCCAGUGUGAGUGGAUUUCCUCCACCUUGAUCAACCACCAGAAUCUAGGGAUUGAGCAGCAUAUGAGAACAUGUAGACUCCAGAAUGUAAUAGAGGGUUGGAGCCAGAGAGGAGCACUUUCCACAAGAGCUCUGUGACUCUGUAUUUUGGACUGUGUAACUUGGGCUUGGGUCAAUGUUUUGCUGGUACAGAGAGAGGGACUGAGCCUCGCAUGAGAGCCCUGUGGGAGAAGAUGGGCCUGCACAGGACAGACGGAAUGGGGUGCCCUAUGAGGUUAUUUGUGUCAGAGUCUUUUCCUUGACCCCUUUUCUCCUGGGAUCUGAGGGAUGUCAUACUUAGAGAACAGCUUAUUUUUUUUCCCUUCCCAUGUGUAUUCGCUCAAAUUAACCCUGAACUUUAAGAAAAUGAGACGCACUGUGUGGUGGUGUGGUGUGAGAAUACACUAUCAGUGUGGCGUUUGCCCUCCUCUGAUGCCUGUUCUCAAGUCCUAGGUUGGGACCAGUUACAGAGAGAGUUGUGUCCAUGGUACGGAUUCAUUCCAAGUGGAUAACUUGGGAUGAAUAUCCAAACUGUUCUCUCCCAAUAUUUACUGGGAGAUUGCCUUUGAAAGGCAUGCAUGAGGCAUGGGAAGGAAAAUGCCUGGACGUCAAAUGCGUUUUUCAGGAAUCUACUUUUAACAAAAGGUUUGGUUUAAGUUAUGGAAUUUUAUUUGCCUGGGGUAGAAUUUGAAUUUGUUAAAUUGACUCUUUUUAUUUAUCAGUAUGAAUUCUCUAGUGGCUAAUGUCUGGAACUGGUUUUGAAGAUUCAACUGUACUUCAUCCAAUAGAGACUCUCCCCGAGACAGAAUCUGUACCUAAUCCAUUUUGACCUUGGGACCAGGUGUUUCUGCAUUCUUUAAAAGGGCUUCUCCUCAGAAUAACCAUUUUGGUGUACAGAUUCUCCUUCCCCACAUUUGUUGCAUUCCUAGGAAUUCUCUGCAGUGUGAAUUAUGACAUUUCAUAUAUUGCUUGGUGCUUACCAAAAUUCAUUAUUUCAUACAGCUUCUCUCCUGUGUGGGUUUUCCAAUGUACAAUGAGGUGUAUUUUCUUGCUGAUGGCUUUUCCACAUUAGUGCUUUAAUAGGGUUUUUCUCCUAUAUUAACUCUUCAAGAAUAAUGAGCUCUCAUCUCCAAAUGAAGGUUUUCCUGUAUUUAUUGUUUCCUUGCUCUUUCUCUCAGUAUACAUUCUCUGUUAUGCAGUGAGUCUUGACUUCUAGUUGAAAAUCUUUCCACAGUUUUUACCUUUUUGUGGUUUCCCCCACUCUGAACUCUAUGAUUUAGAAUUUGGAUUAUUUCUUAGUAAAAGCUUUUCCAUGUUUAGAGGAUUUCUUCACCUG
Molecule: messenger RNA, 5417 nt
Organism: Bubalus bubalis (water buffalo)
Lineage: Eukaryota; Metazoa; Chordata; Mammalia; Artiodactyla; Bovidae
Gene: GRM6
Product: glutamate metabotropic receptor 6
Exons: 11
Coding region: 1125-3740 (871 amino acids)
Biological process (GO): G protein-coupled glutamate receptor signaling pathway; regulation of synaptic transmission, glutamatergic
Cellular component (GO): membrane
Molecular function (GO): adenylate cyclase inhibiting G protein-coupled glutamate receptor activity
Source: RefSeq, a predicted model, not a curated record